GAUAACUGCCUGAUAACAAUUCAGCCAAAUCCCGCAGCUUGAGAAUAAACAAUUUAUCAGCGAGGUGCCUUGGUAAGACCCAGUGUUUACAUCUCAAUAAGAGAGAUAAGGCAAAGAUUAGAUGUGCCAGUGGAUGGAUGGUGGUAAGGAAGCCAUAUGUUUCAAUACAGACAUUUCUGCAUUUUGCCAACCCAUCUGUCCAUCGUGCAGCACCCACUUCUGGUGGGUAUAUUUUCGUCUUUACCAGAAAUCUUCACACUACAGUUCAAGUUCACCUUGUUCCGUUGAAGAUGGCUCGAAUGUAGAGCAAUGUUUAAACUGGAAUUGCAUGGUUUAUAAAAAUGCGUUGUUUGGAAAUUCGUGUCUUUGUUUUGACAUGAGCAUUUGUUUGUUACUUUGGCACAUUUCAUACGUGGUCUGUUCCCUUGUAUAGCUGUUUCUGCAAUGUUUCUGUGCACAAUGUGGUUUCUGCGCGUUCUUUGUGCACGGUGUAACACGGUUACUGAGCACUGUCUGUGUCUUUUUGUGCACUAUGUGGCAUAUGGUUUCUCUGCAC
Messenger RNA from Owenia fusiformis, 556 nucleotides. The record is from the annotation of a GenBank genome assembly. Lineage: Eukaryota; Metazoa; Annelida; Polychaeta; Sabellida; Oweniidae.